Messenger RNA from Penicillium mononematosum, 1245 nucleotides. Its product is annotated as serine hydrolase domain-containing protein. The record is from RefSeq and is a predicted model, not a curated record. Lineage: Eukaryota; Fungi; Ascomycota; Eurotiomycetes; Eurotiales; Aspergillaceae. The coding region runs from base 1 to 1245 and encodes 414 amino acids. The transcript has 3 exons.
AUGUCUCUCAAUGCGCAAGUGCAUUCGCAUAUCUGUGAUAUUAUAGACAAAGCCUGCGAAGACCAAAAGACCGGUAUUCCCGGAACCACAGUCGUGGUCGUCGGCAAAGAUGGCAAUGAACUAUUCGCCCAUUCUGCGGGCAAGCGAGGCACGUCAUCCAAAGACCCUAUGACCUUGGACAACAUCUUCUGGAUUGCAUCUUGCACUAAGAUGCUGGUUGGUGUUGCUUGCAUGCAAUUGGUUGAGCAGGGUAUUCUCAAGCUGGAUGAUGCAGAGCAGACGGAGAGUCUUUGCCCUGAAUUGAAGGGUCUCCAGGUUCUGCUGCCAGAUGGUAGUUUUGAGGAGAAGAAGCAUGGAAUUACCCUGCGUAUGCUGUUAACCCAUACUGCCGGAUUCGGGUAUUCAUUCUUCAACGAAAGAUUGAGGCAGUGGUCGUACCCGGUUGGCAUGGAUGAGUUCUCUGGGAGGAUUGAAGAUAUGAAGAUACCUCUGCUAUUCCAACCUGGUGAAGGUUGGGAAUAUGGUGUCGGUAUCGACUGGGCGGGGAUCGCACUGCAACGCGCAACUGGUCUGACCCUCAACGACUACCUGCAAAAGAACAUCUUUCUGCCCCUUGGCAUCAAGGACAUGUCCAUGAUCCCAAGUCACGACAUGCGCCAGAGGCUGGCGUACAUGAAUGCUCGAAGCCCUGAUGGCACCCUGAGGCCCCGAGACCAUCCUCUUCGGGCGCCUCUGGUUGUUGACCCGGAGAACGAGGCUGAAGUCGCCAGAGUGUUUAACAGCGGCGGUGCGGGUGUAUUUGCCAAACCGCAGGAAUAUUGUAAGGUCCUCGCUGUGCUGCUAAACGAUGGAACGUGCCCUAGAACGGGCAGCAAGUUGCUUCGCAAGGAGACCGUGGACGAAAUGUUCUCUAACCAGAUCCCACGGUUCCCCAACUACAGCCGUCAAAGCAUUCCAGCUGCCAAACCGGACCUGACCAACCCCAUUGCUGAGCAAUACCCAGUUCCCGGGAACCCACCACAGGGUUGGGGCCUCACUUUCAUGUUGAGCAAUGGCGGUGUGACUGGGCGGUCGACUAGCACAGGGCACUGGGCUGGCCUGCCGAACUUGUGGUGGUGGGCGGACAGGGAGAAGGGUGUUGCGGGCAUGGUGUGUACACAGAUUCUGCCAUUUGCGGACGUCAAGGUGAUUGAGCUGUGGGUAGCAGUUGAGGCUGAGAUUUACAAAGCCCUCAGUGAGGCUUGA